UUAGAAGCCAAAGGCGGUCCCUUUCUUCUCACCUCCGCCCCUUCUCCACCCUCUCCGCUGUUGCUUGCCGCCGGAGAAUGACCAGCUCCUCCGCCGCUUCCCGCAAGGCUCUGAGCAAGAUCGCGUGCAACAGGCUCCAGAAAGAGCUCGUGGAAUGGGAGGUCAACCCCCCAACGGGAUUCAAACACAAGGUCACCGAUAAUCUCCAGAGAUGGAUCAUCGAAGUGGUCGGUGCACCGGGGACGCUCUAUGAGAGCGAGAAAUACCAGCUUCAGGUUGAUUUUCCCGAGCAUUACCCAAUGGAAGCUCCGCAGGUCAUUUUUCUACACCCUGCACCUCUUCAUCCGCACAUUUACAGCAACGGGCAUAUCUGUUUAGAUAUAUUAUAUGAUUCCUGGUCACCAGCAAUGACCGUUAGUUCUGUCUGCAUUAGCAUUUUAUCCAUGUUGUCAAGCUCAACUGCAAAGCAACGCCCUGCUGAUAAUGAUCGCUAUGUGAAGAACUGCAGGAAUGGGAGGUCUCCGAAGGAGACGAGAUGGUGGUUUCAUGAUGACAAAGUUUGAUUCUGAUGGUGGUGCUUCUGCAGUAUAGUAGUUACCACCAAUCUAACUAAGAGAAGUGUGCUCCAUUUCCCUGUGACACAGGAGUAUUAGGUGAUUCAAAUCAAGGAACUACUGCAGGUUUGCGUGCUUUAAUAUUUGUGAAGGAAUGAAUAGCUGUAUGAACUUGAAAGUACAUCAAGGACCUGUAAGGCCACAAAGAACUCGAUCUGAGAAACACUUGUCAGCCUUGUCAACGAAAAGCUUGUGAAGCUCAGUUUAAUCUCCAAC
Messenger RNA from Elaeis guineensis (African oil palm), 830 nucleotides. Its product is annotated as probable ubiquitin-conjugating enzyme E2 16. Lineage: Eukaryota; Viridiplantae; Streptophyta; Magnoliopsida; Arecales; Arecaceae. The record is from RefSeq and is a predicted model, not a curated record.